GGACCAAGAAGACGGAUUGGCACAACAUUCAUAAGAAGCAUGUGAAGAAAUUCGUCAUGCGAGUGGAGGAACAGAAGAAAGCGAAAGGAAUCCAAUAUGAAGAACAUAGCGAGGAUGCUUUCAACCAGUACCUCCGUUGGUUUCUUGACAACACUCGUGUUCAGAUCCUUCCGGACGCUUAUGGGCAUGAGAUUUUGGAAGAGCCCUUGAUAUUCGACGAUAUUGCCACCCUCAAGUACAACAAGCUUGUUAGGGAAGGGCGCCAAACCUCUUUUGCUCCAAUGCUAAACUUUGUGCGUACGGAGAUCCAGAAGCAAGCAGUUGAGCAUGAGACCGCUUUGGAGUCGUUUCCACAUGGUGAGAAGGGCGAGAGUUCAUUUCAAGAAUUUGUGAAGCGCCAGGGCCAGAAGCUACGUCGGUUGUCGAACCUACUUGGUUGCCGUGAUCCUGAGAUUAUGACGCCGUCCCAAUCAAGGUCCGCAUCGCCCUCCGACCAAGAUGAUGCGAACAACUCCAAUUCUACUGCCCGUGACGAGGAGGUUUCCGAUGAGGCCGAAGGUGAACCUGAGGUGGAUGAGGAUGAUGAGGAAGUGCCAUUGGGCAAGAAUGUGAAGAAUAAACGGUCCGUGUACAAGUUGAAGCCUAGAAAGGAACGGCAAGAUAGGUACACACCGGACGCAUACGCCAAGGCUCCGGCCGCAAGGAAGGCCAGGAAGAAAGCCGUCAUCGAGUCUGAUGAAGAAGAGCACAUGGAGCCACGUCAGAAGAUUCCGCCUAGGAGGGGAGGCAAGACCAAGCGUGCAAGAAAUUAGAUGUUCUUUGUUGGUAUGCACGAAUAUGGCCGUUGUGGUGCUAGUUUUUGCUGUAAUAUGGCCAUGCGUGCAAGAACUUGACUAUCUAGAAGAACUUGUUGGUAUGCAAGAAUAUGGGUGUUGUUAUGCAUUAUGAAACUAUUAUGACUAUCUAGCAAUUGUUGGAAUCUGGUGUGGACCUAUAUUUUUUGCUGUUUGGAUUGUGUUG
Messenger RNA from Lolium perenne, 1020 nucleotides. The record is from RefSeq and is a predicted model, not a curated record. Lineage: Eukaryota; Viridiplantae; Streptophyta; Magnoliopsida; Poales; Poaceae.